Molecule: messenger RNA, 1491 nt
Organism: Cryptococcus wingfieldii CBS 7118
Lineage: Eukaryota; Fungi; Basidiomycota; Tremellomycetes; Tremellales; Cryptococcaceae
Product: cAMP-dependent protein kinase regulator
Exons: 3
Coding region: 1-1491 (496 amino acids)
Biological process (GO): regulation of protein phosphorylation
Cellular component (GO): nucleus; cAMP-dependent protein kinase complex
Molecular function (GO): cAMP-dependent protein kinase regulator activity
Source: RefSeq, a predicted model, not a curated record
AUGCCGUGGACAGAAAUCCUCAACGACCUCAACCACGACCACGCCAGAGACCAGCCCGCAGACGCCCUCCAGUGGGGUGCAGACUGGUUCCACCACAGGCUCAGGCAGGAGCGUCAAGGCCCCGCCUCUGACCCCGUCGCCAAGCGAGGGCCACCCGGCACUCUGGCAUUCAGUAACCCCACCUUCGACUUCCAACAGCCUCACGCCCUCUCGCCCUUCUCCGAGAUGGGCCCCUCUGACUCGCCAUUCGGCGGUCCCGCAGCGGGUGCUCGCAGAGCAACUGUCCCCACCGGCAGCAACCUCUCGGCUCCCCCCAUCUUCAGCCCUCCGUUUAGUGCUGGUGGAGCCGGCGGCGGCGUCCCUGCUGAAGACCGCAGUCCUUUCAGCGAGGGUGGCGCCGGAUUCAACGCCUCGCCCUUUGGGAACGGUGGCAUCCAAUCCGUCCCUGGCCCCAACGUCGCCUCUGACGACCCUCCCAUCCCGUCGUAUGCUCUCGGUCGAAGGACAUCCGUCUCUGCCGAGUCACUCGUGCCCAGUGGCCAGAGGUCUUACACUGCUGGAGGUCUGGAGACGACGAUGGAGGAAGACGAGACGACUCCCAACCCCUCGCAUUCUUCCGGCCUCGCGCCCACGCCAGUUUACCCCAAGACCGACGAGCAGCAGGCGCGUAUACGCCAGGCCAUCCAACCCAACUUCUUAUUCCGAAACCUGGAUGAGGAGCAAGAGUCUGACGUGCUCGCUGCGAUGAAAGAAGUGAGCGUCAGUGCCGGGGAGACUGUCAUUGAGCAAGGCGCGGCGGGCGACUACUUUUACGUUGUCGAGAGCGGUAGGCUGGAGAUCUUUGUCAAGAAGGAUGGACAGGUCAUCGAUGCCGAGAAAGGCGACAGACCAGAGCUGGGCAAGAAGGUCGCUGAAUGCAAGGAAGGCAGCUCAUUUGGAGAGCUUGCGCUGAUGCACAAUGCUCCCCGAGCCGCUUCCAUCAUCUCUCUCACCCCUUGUACCCUUUGGGCCCUCGACCGCGUCUCCUUCCGCACCAUCCUCCUCGAUCACACAUCCCGCAAACGUCGCCUGUAUGAAUCCUUCCUCUCCGAGGUUCCCAUCCUCGCUUCCCUCCAGCCCCAAGAACGCGCCAAGAUUGCCGAUGUUCUCGAGUCCAAGACAUUUGCUCCUGGUGAGGACGUUAUCCGCCAGGGUGAGGCGGGCGAUGAAUUCUACCUUGUCGAGAGUGGAGCCGCAGUAGCUAUCAAGAAGGACGAGGAGGGAAGGCAGGCUGUUGUCAAAAAGUAUGGUCCGGGAGAGUACUUUGGAGAGUUGGCUCUGCUGAACAGGCGGACGAGGGCGGCCACCGUGAUGGCGGACGGGCAGGACAACCUCAGGGUUGCUGCUCUGGGCGAACAGGCCUUCACCAGGCUACUGGGUCCUGUCAAGGACAUCAUGGCUAGGAGUGUGAGCGAGCUGUACGGAUUCUCGGCCGGGAGGGGAUCGGUGUAG